CAUUUUGUGGUGUUCUCUUCCGUUUCCUGCGGCAGAGGAAACGCUGGCCAGACGAAUUAUGGCAUGGCCAAUUCCAUUAUGGAGAGAAUUUGCGAGAAGAGAGUGGAGGAAGGAUUACCAGGGUUAGCGAUUCAAUGGGGAGCUGUGGGUGACGUGGGUCUUGUCGCUGAUAUGCAGGAGGAGGAUAAGGAAUUAAUCAUUGGUGGUACUUUGCAGCAAAAGAUUUCCUGCUGUCUCGAUGAGCUCGAUAAGUUUUUACUUCAAAAUCGGCCGAUUGUGAGCAGCAUGGUCGUAGCUGAAAAA
This is a messenger RNA of Trachymyrmex septentrionalis, 303 nucleotides long. RefSeq names its product fatty acid synthase-like. The transcript has a single exon. The record is from RefSeq and is a predicted model, not a curated record. The annotation marks the transcript as partial. NCBI's taxonomy places the organism in Eukaryota, Metazoa, Arthropoda, Insecta, Hymenoptera, Formicidae.